CUCAGGCUCCACAUGGAGGAAAUGAGUUGAGUUGAGUUUCUCUAAACGUCUCUCAGUGGAACUGACACAGGAUCAGCUGAUACUAAUACUCAACACCAGUCCAACACUUCCACACUUUUGAAGGAGGAUGGAGGCGUGCAUGAUGAAGCCAGAGGUCAAAGGGAAACCGAAGCCGCCUAAACCUCCUCCAAAGCCCACCGAGAUUAAGAGAAGUGACCCAGAGAAACCAGCUCCCGUGGUUCCUCCUCGACCUUCAGACGCUGAACUGACUCAGACACAAUACAGAAUAAAAAGAGCAGCAGCGACAAACAAUGAGGAUGAUGGAAAAAAAGACAGAAAAGUGAAAUCGCCUGAAACUCCUCUGGCUGCGCCUCGACGCAGAGACAAGGUUCAGUACCCAACCAGCCAUGCAUUUUCAACUGAACAGUUAAUACGACUCCAGGAACUGGACACAACAAGCAGGAGGACACACACUGAGGACACGCAGAGAGAAACGAACAAACCAGCUGCUAAAGAUGAAGCAGAUUUCAAACAGAAUAAACCGCUGGACCUGACGGGAAUGUUCCGACGGAGCCAGAAGGAGAAAACGUCCACGUUCACUAGUUAUGCGUUUGACGACUGUGACGAGGAGGAAACAAGAAACGUCGACGUCUCGGCCAAGCAGGCUCCUGGCAGCAAACCGGGCGUUCUGAAGGGAGUAAAGAAAGGUUGGCAAUUCAAGUCGUCACCUAAGAUGAACAGAGAUAAGAGUCCAAGUCCCGGCUCCGAGGACGGAGUCGCAGAAAAAGAACAAACUGCAGAAAAAGAGAAAAACAAGCUGGAGAAAAACACAGAAUCCAAACAGGACAAAGGUCUGCUCACUGGGAUGUUCCGGAAAACUCCCAAAGAGAAAUUAUACCCUUCACUGACGGUCAGUAAAACAGAUCACGAAGACGAAGAGGUGGAGAAAAUAUCCGACCAGCCUCAGGAGAAGGGAGGCCUCUUCUCUGCUAUCUUUAAAAAACCUGACAAACCAGCAGAUGAGACACCUGAACGGGAGAACCUGAGCGCCCACAGCGAGCUGUCGGCGAGCAGCGACAGUCUGUCUGAACACAACAAGGAAAAGGGAGGAAUAUUCAGCGGGAUGUUCAGGAAAAGUCCGAAACCAGCAGAAGCAGCUCAGACCGACGAGGAGCAACGUGACGACGUGUCGGGCAGUAACGAUAAUCUGUCGGAAAACUCGAAGCAGGAUAAAGGAGGAUUCUUCAGCGGGAUUCUCCGGAAGUCUCCCAAGAUUCCUGCAGAGGGAACAUCUGGGCAGGAGAAAGAGUCGCUGGGGACUGAGCUGACAGCCAGCAACGAGAAUCUGUCUGAGAACAGCAGCACUAAAGAGAAAGGAGGCGUCUUCAGUGGAAUGUUCAAGAAAUCUCCCAAACUGUCCGGAGGGCCUCGACUGGAGGAGGCCGCGGAGCCGCUGCACGGUGAACUCUCCGCCAGCACAGACAGCCUGUCGGACAACAAGGAGAAAGGUGGUUUGUUCAGUGGACUCCUCAGAAAAACUCCCAAAACAGCCGGAGAGGAGAAUCUGUCGGCACAGAAGAAUCUGUCGGCGAGCAGCGACAGUCUGUCGGAGGCGUCCAACACAAAGGAGAAGGGAGGUGCGUUCAGUGGAAUAUUCAAGAAAUCGUCCAAACCUGCAGACGUUCCCACAGAGAAAGACGCUGAGCUGAGCGGCAGCAGUGAAGCUCUGUUUGAGAACAACACCAAGGAAAAAGGAGGAAUAUUUAGUGGAAUAUUCAAAAAACCGACCAAACCUGCAGAAGCUGCUGAGUCUGAGGAGGAUGAAUCUCCGGAUAAAGAGCUCUCAGGCAGCAGUGAAAAUCUAUCUGAGAACAAGCAGGAGAAAAGUGUGGGUCUGUUCAGCGGACUCCUCAAGAAAACUCCCAAAGCCUCAGGAGAGAAGUCAGAGUCGCCGGAAAGAGAAGAGAAGGAGCUGUCGAGCAGCAGCGACGACCUGACGGAGAAUAAGGAGAAAAACAUUUUCAGCAACAUGUUUAAGAAGCCGCAGAAACCAGCAGAGGGCGCUGCAGCAGACAAGGAGCAGGACGGAAACGGUGGAAAACAGAUUUCUGGAAGCUUUGAGAAUCUGACGGACGCGACCGUCCAGAAGGAGAAGAAAGGAGGCCUGGGUGGAAUCUUCAAAAGGUCGUCCAGCAUUGACAACCUGUUCGAUGAGGAGAAAGGUGGACUUUUCAGUGGCCUCCUCAAGAAAACACCCAAAGCGUCUGGAGAUGAUGCCGAGGACAAAGACGAGCUGAGGGCGAGUAACGACAGUUUGUCUGAAAACACCAACACCAAGGAGAAAAGUAUUUUCAGUGGGAUGUUCAAGAAAACUCCAAAAGCAGCAGACGAGGAGUCAAACUCAGACGAGGAUAAGAAAUUAUCAGCCAGCUCCGAAAAUCUGUUAGAAGUGAACAAAACGAAGGAGAAAAGCGGAGGACUUGCAGGCAUCUUCAAAAAAUCUCCCAAACCGGCUCCGCGCUCUGUCGCCACCAAGGAUCCACUCUCGAAGGAACUGUCCUCCAGCAGGGACAGUCUGGAAGAUGCUGAUGAGGAGGAUCCGUCAACACAGCGUGAGAUGUUUGCCAGUAACGAGAAUCUCCUUGAAGCUACAGGCAACGCGAAGGAAACUAAAGGAGGAUUUGCUGGGAUGUUCAGGAGGACGCCGAAAACUGUGGAGCCACAGGAGAGCGUGGACAUGGAGGCUCCACAGGGAGGCGGGCUGAAACGCAGGAGGACGAUCAAGAAGAAAAGACGAAUCGUGUCUUUCAGAAUCAAGAAGACUCUUCCUAAAAUACCGAAGGGGACACAGUCUUCAGAUAAGAUGCCAAUCAUCACGGAGACAGUGGAGAUGCAGGAGCUGAACCCGGCACAGGAGAGCACAGUGGAGGUCCAGCCUGUGGUGAUGGCAGCGUACCCGACAGAAGGCGACUCUCUUCAGUCUGAGCUGGAGAACGAUGAACUGACCGAGUGGUGGAACACAGUGAAAGGUUGGGCAGAGUGGAACGAGAUUUCCAAUUUCCAGCCGGAGGAUGGAGAAAUGGCUUUGGAGCAGGCAGCCGAUCGUGUCUACAUGGCCGCUCGUCUCUUCGUGCGUCUUUUCAACAAGCGGGGCGCGUCCUUACAGCACCGCAUCCUGGAGCUCCUGUCCCUGGCCGACGCAUCCGAUCAGUUCCACAAGAAAACGGUGUCGGCGGCGGUCGGCGGAGGCGUGGCCAGCGUGGCCGGCAGCGUGGCCACGAUCACGGGGCUCAUUCUGGCCCCUUUCACCUUCGGGGCCUCCAUCAUCGUCACGGCGGUGGGGAUAGGCGUGGCGACGGCCGGCAGCAUCACCUCGGCCACGGCUAACAUCACGGACGCGGUUCACUCCAACAUGGACAGGAAGAAGCUGGAGAAGAUGAUCCAGGACUACCAGGAGGAAAUCAAAGACAUCAGGGAGUGUAUGGAGUUUGUGCAGGAAGGUAUGAACACCCUGGAGGAGUGGGACUUUGAAAAAUAUUCUCAGAGUGCUGCCAAAAAGGCCAUGAACCACAACAUUAAACACGUGAUGAAGGAGGGCGGCCGCGCUGGGAAAGCCCUGAUGAUCAACACUGACAAACUCAUCAGCACCGUGCAGAUUCUGGGCGCGGCAGGCGGCGCCGCCAAAGCCGCCCAGGCCAUCAGCGUCACCACAGGGGUCAUGUCGGCCCUCUUCCUCGCUCUGGAUGUGUUCUUCCUCGCCAAAGACUCCCGCGAGCUCCACAAAGGCGCCAAAACCAAAUUCGCCACCAAGAUCAGAGAGGUUUGUAAAGACCUGCAGGGCGGCCUCCUGGAGCUGAACAAGGUCAAGACGCAGCUGCAGAAAACCAUGGACGGCAUCGAGUUGGAGGAGUACGAGGAUUUCGAGGAAGUGGAGGUGGAGGUCGAAGACGAGUUUGAGUCGGACCCGAAGAAGCUGGCCGAGCUGGAGCAGGAGCUGGACCUCCUGGAGGAGAAACUGGACAAGAAGGUCGAGGAGGAGCAGAAGAACAAAGAGCUGGAGAAGGAAACUCUUAAAAACAAGGAGGAAAAAGAAGAUCCAGAGAAAAAUAACGAAAAGGAGAAGAAGGAGGAAACAGGGGAAGAUGACAAAAAGGAGGAGGGAAAGAAGGGAAAAGAGACGGAAAAGGAUAAAGAAGAAGAAAACAAAUCUGAGCCCAAAGUGGAGAAGCAGCCUGAGAAGGAGGUUUUGAAAGAACAAUCUCAGAAAGGAAGAAAAAAAGACAAAGAAAUGGAAAACCGGAUAACGGCUGUGAAAGAAAUUUAUGAGAGCAAGCGAGACAAGGCUAAAGAAGAAACGGGAGAGGACUGUGGAGGAAAGACGAGUUCAGAGAGAGUCAGAGCGGAGAGAGAGAGUCAAAGAAGUGAGAGCAGCAGAGGGGAUGAAAGAGGGAUGAGGCAUGAGGGGAAAUCAGCGAGUAAAGCGAAGGAGGAGGAAAGUGGGAGCACGAGGAGACACAGCAGCAGAAGCAAGCAAGACGGAGAGAGAUGGAGGGAAUAUAAAACGAGAGAAACUGAUAAGGAGAAAGGAAGCAGCAGCAGAGACGUGGAGAGACUCGCCCGAAGGGAAAGUGACAAGACGGAGAGAUGGAGGAGGCCAGAGGAGGAGCGAGGGGUGAGAGACUGGAGAGCUGAGAUGAGUAGAGAGGAGAAGAGAGAAAGCAAAGAAGGAAGGGAGAGAGGGACGAAACAAGAGGAUCAAGGAAAGAGUGACUCGAGGAGAGAGUCGCACCGAAGCCACGAGUCCGACCAUCAGAGGAGUCACCACAGGAGAGAGCAGGAGGAGAAACGAGGGAGCAGGGUGGAGAGCGCGAGGAGGCAGUUUGAGAGAGCGGGAGGUGAGGAGCAGGAGGAAGAGGAGGAGAGGAAGAAGCGGAGAGAGGAAGGAGGGAGUCGUAGGAGGGACAGAGAGAAGAGGGGAAGUGAGAGACACAGAGAGGACGAACACAGCCGCGGAGGAUCCAGACCUGGAUCCGGAACUCUGAUGGAGGACGGACUCUAUAUUUAGUUUUAAUGGACGAGGACAAAAUCUACACUUUAUUUAUUGUGAACAACUCAAACGACAAAAUCAGAAAAACACGAACAGGAAUCUAUCAUCACUCAUUUCUAACGUCGAUGGUCAUUUAUCAGUUCUUUAAAAAAAACCCUGGGUGGAAGUUCAGCCUCCUGUUUACACACUUUUCAAUAUUCAAACCACAGUUUCUCUCUUAGUAGCCGGUUUAAUAAAUAAUAAUACUCACAACUUUAUUUAUUCGUCACUUUUACAAAGAUUUCAACAUGAAGAACUAAUAAUUAGACCGUAAAAAAUUCAAAAUGUGGAAUAAAAUACAGCUGCACCGUGUUAAAUAACUCAAAUAUAAGAUUAAAAGCAAUAAAACUAACAAUUAAUACAACAGAGGUCUUAAAAAUAAUGUUAACAAUUAACUCAGAUUUCUGAAUAGAGGUACUACGGGGAUCAAGAACCCUGAGAGAUUUCAGCCGGACACAAACUUCACAGAUUUCUUAGAAACCGUGUUUCAAAAAAAUCUAAUUUUGAAAUUAAGAAAGUGGGAAGAAGAACUUUCUCUCCACCACACAGAAGCUCCGAUUAAAUAUUGUUGAUGUUGUACUGAUGGUUUGACUUUGCAUUAAAUGUGCGGCUGUGGAAAGAGAAGCUGCUGUUUACACUAAUACUAGUAGAAAUCACUGCUCGGCCUUUUAAAGCUGCUGCUGGUAGAAUUUAGUUUAUAUUUAGAAAGUCGAUAAAUAUUCUAAAACGUUUCAGUCGGACAUUUUAAAACAGUUUAACAUCCUCUUCCUUUUAAACUUCCUGACAUGGUGUAAAUGUAAACAGCUUAGAGGCUGCUCGUGUUUGGUUGAUGGCUCGUGAUGAUGAUUUACUGACGUUGUGCCAGAGGUAACUCUCGUACACUGACCGUGUAUCUCUGAUACAUGAUGCAACACGUUUCUCUGUAUUACUGGUGUUUCAGGGUAAAACUUAUAUUUGUCCUUUUCCUACACACAUGCUGUGUUUGUAUUGUGUCGUCCGAGGCGGCGGUGCGUCUUGACAACGUGUCUGGAACACGGUGCCAUGUUGCACUUUGUCCGUUUACACUACUGAUGCUUCAUAUUUUCACUGUGUGUGUUUUUUAUAGAGGUAAACAUUAUUUUCUACGGUGCUGGUUUCUUAUUGAAUUAAAUAAAUUAUUAGUCAUUGAAA
This is a messenger RNA of Paralichthys olivaceus (Japanese flounder), 6256 nucleotides long. RefSeq names its product myb-like protein X. Lineage: Eukaryota; Metazoa; Chordata; Actinopteri; Pleuronectiformes; Paralichthyidae. The record is from RefSeq and is a predicted model, not a curated record. Gene Ontology annotation, molecular function: lipid binding. Gene Ontology annotation, biological process: lipoprotein metabolic process; lipid transport. Gene Ontology annotation, cellular component: membrane; extracellular region.